Messenger RNA from Coccidioides immitis RS, 2337 nucleotides. RefSeq names its product PAB-dependent poly(A)-specific ribonuclease subunit PAN3. The record is from RefSeq and is a predicted model, not a curated record. Gene Ontology annotation, biological process: nuclear-transcribed mRNA poly(A) tail shortening; mRNA processing; protein phosphorylation. NCBI's taxonomy places the organism in Eukaryota, Fungi, Ascomycota, Eurotiomycetes, Onygenales, Onygenaceae. Bases 1 to 1974 code for a protein of 657 amino acids. Gene Ontology annotation, molecular function: metal ion binding; ATP binding; protein kinase activity. The transcript has 9 exons. Gene Ontology annotation, cellular component: PAN complex; P-body.
AUGGCUUCGGCGGGCAAACCGAACAUCGACGAUGGCAGACGGGGCACCAGUUCUCCGAAGCUUAAAGGACGCGAUCACGCGAAAGACACAUUAUGUCGAAAUGUGACCAUAUACGGCCGCUGUCGUUACGAAGAUAAAGGCUGCGUAUUCAACCAUGAUCCGUCACGGGUCAAUGACGCCCAGCAUCCGGAAAGAAGUAGCAGCAAGAAGCGCUUUAAUGUGGACUCACCCAGCUUCACACCAUCCGCUACUCCCCUCAAUGGCUCCUCCGGCUUAAAGAAGUCCGCUACUAUCUCUCCAAAGGCCGCCAAUGCUGCGCCGUUUCUUCCCAAAGGGGUCCUUUCGAGAUCAAAUGCUGCUACGCCUCAGAGCCAACCGGAGACCUCUACACCUGAGUGGUCCAUAGGCGAGAUCCAAGAUUUCGUUCCGCAAGGGUUCGACACUUCGCAUGUUGAAAGCAUACAUGGACACGGCAACGGAGUCCUUUCAACUCCUGCUUAUGAUCCGUUUGUCUCUUCUUCCACACCGUUGGGAGCUUCUGGUGCUGUCACCCAUCAGGUGCAGCCUAACCCAUACUCCCACGAUCCAUCUGCGAUCGGCGGGGCGGCUUUUUUUGGAGCCCACAACGCGUUCCAGCAGCCGGUUCAAUACCACUUGUACGCCCCAAUUGGACCACAUAAUCAAAAUAUUUUAGGUUACCAAAGGAACAUCCAUGACCUGUUUCUUCCCAAUUCCUUUCGAGAGGAAUUGCAAAAGAAAGCUGCAGCUACCCUUCAGACACUACCUAAUUCGCAACUCCCUACCCAGAUAGAUUACUUUCACUCUCUUGUCCCGCUUGAUCUCUCCCAUCAGAAGAACGCCGCCAUUUUUGGGUACCCGAGUUGGGUUUAUAAGGCUCAAUCCAGCAAAGAUGGAAACUUUUACGCUCUCAGGCGUCUGGAAGGUUUCCGUUUGACAAAUGAAAAAGCGAUCCGAUCAGUGCAGAACUGGAAAAGAGUGAGCUGUGGCAGCGUGGUCACUGUGCACGAUGCCUUUACCAAUCGAAGUUUCCAAGAUAGCUCCUUGAUCUUCGUUACAGACUACCAUCCGUUAUCUAAAACCCUGGCGGAGCAGCAUUUAGCCGAUGGGCAAGGUCGCUACCAGGGUCGUCAUACCUCCGGGCAUAUUCCAGAGCAAAUUCUCUGGAGCUAUGUGACCCAAAUUGCGAAUGCGCUGAAAGCGAUUCAUAGCGCGGGUCUUGCUGCUCGCGUCAUCGAACCAAGCAAAAUUCUGCUUACCGGCAAGAAUCGAAUUAGAUUGAAUGCGUGCGGCAUUUUGGACGUUGUGCAAUUCGAUUCUCAGCGACCCCUGGCUGAUUUGCAACAUCAAGACCUCGUUAACUUCGGACAAUUAAUCCUCACACUCGGGGCCAACUCGCCUUCACUAAUGCAUAACCCAACGAAAGCCACGGAGCAUUUCAACCGCAGUUACAGCGCUCAGCUCAAUAAUUCCGUCUACUGGCUACUCAGUGGUAUGCAAAAAGAUCAAGAACGGACUAUCGAUAUAUUUAUCUCCGGUAUAUCUUCACAACUUAUGUCGACCUUUGAUUCGUCGCUUCAUCUUGACGACCAACUUAUUUCCGAUCUAAGCCGGGAAUUAGAAAAUGCCCGGCUCGUCCGCUUGCUCACCAAACUCAACUUCAUCAACGAACGACCAGAAUACGAACACGAUCGUCAAUGGUCAGAAAAUGGAGAACGUUAUUUCCUAAAAUUAUUCCGCGAUUAUGUGUUCCACCAAGUCGAUGCGCAGAAUGCACCUGUGGUGGAUCUAGGUCACGUAUUGACCUGUUUGAAUAAAUUGGAUGCGGGAACCGAUGAGAAAGUUACCUUAAUCAGCCGCGAUGAACAGUCGUGCUUCAUUGUGUCGUAUAAGGAGCUGAAGAAAGCUGUAGAAGCGUCUUUCCAGGCGCUUCUCAAACCAGCGCGGAGAAUCUGAUGAUAGACGUACCUCGAUUGCUCUCUUGGCAGGACCUGGACAUCCCUUUGUUAGUCGUGAAGCUGUUGUGGAAUGAAUUGACAGUGUUUGAAAAGCUGCAAAACAUAUCAGGUGCUUAUUUAUUAAGCAUCUACGUUGUUCUGUCUCUCUAGCUAUAUGCGUUUUGAGAAUGUCUUUCUAUAUUAUACCAUGCAAGACAAGAGAAACCUGGGGUCGGAACCUUUUCUUUCUUUUUUUUCCUGGUUUAUGCAGGAACCAUGCAAAAUUUUGGAAGAUUGCAGAAGUUCAGGAGGGAUGAUUUAUAGUAUGUUAGAAAAAAAAUUGAGAAAAUAUAGUAUAAAUGUUUCUUAUCUUCUCUUUCGA